Sorex fumeus (smoky shrew) is the source of this 2827-nucleotide messenger RNA. It is a transcript of the gene ELFN1, whose product is annotated as extracellular leucine rich repeat and fibronectin type III domain containing 1. NCBI's taxonomy places the organism in Eukaryota, Metazoa, Chordata, Mammalia, Eulipotyphla, Soricidae. Gene Ontology annotation, molecular function: protein binding. Gene Ontology annotation, cellular component: plasma membrane. The record is from RefSeq and is a predicted model, not a curated record. Bases 260 to 2659 code for a protein of 799 amino acids. The transcript is spliced from 2 exons.
CAGGAGGAGGAGGAGGAGGAGGAGGAGGAGGAGGAGGAGGAGGAGGAAGGCGCGAGCCACGCCGCGCCGCCGCGCUUGGGGACCAGGCGCGCGCACCGCCCCGCCCGCAGCCGGGCAGGACUGACUGGGCCGCGGGCGGCUGUCAGGGCCCAGGCGGACGGAGACCAGCGCGGCGGACGCAGCAGCCGGCCGUGAGCCAUGCGGCGGGGGACGGGACGCGGCUGAGUCUGAGGAGCCGGUGGUGCCGCGGGGCGUCCUGAUGGCCGGGUCCUGGCGGGCCGCGCUGUGGGCCUGUGUGGCGGCCGCGCUGCUGCAGGCGGCCGGGCUGGCCCGCGCCGACUGCUGGCUCAUCGAGGGCGACAAGGGCUUCGUGUGGCUGGCCAUCUGCAGCCAGAACCAGCCGCCCUACGAGGCCAUCCCGCAGCAGAUCAACAGCACCAUCGUGGACCUGCGGCUGAACGAGAACCGCAUCCGCAGCGUGCAGUACGCCGCGCUGAGCCGCUUCGGCAACCUCACAUACCUCAACCUCACCAAGAACGAGAUCGGCUACAUCGAGGACGGCGCCUUCUCGGGCCAGUUCAACCUGCAGGUGUUGCAGCUCGGCUACAACCGGCUGCGCAACCUGACCGAGGGGGCCCUGCGGGGGCUGGGCAAGCUUGAGUACCUGUACCUGCAGGCCAACCUCAUCGAGGUGGUCACGCCCGGCGCCUUCUGGGAGUGCCCGAGCAUCGUCAACGUGGACCUGUCCAUGAACCGCAUCCAGCGGCUGCACAGCGCCACGUUCGCCGGGCUGGCGCGCCUCUCGGUGUGUGAGCUCUACAGCAACCCCUUCUACUGCUCCUGCGAACUGCUGGGCUUCCUGCGCUGGCUGGCGGCCUUCACCAACGCCACGCACGCCUACGACCGCAUGCAGUGCGAGUCCCCGCCGCUCUACGCCGGCUACUUCCUGGUGGGCCAGGGCCGCCAGGGCCAGCGCAGCAUCCUGCCCAAGCUGCAGUCGGUCUGCACGGACGGGGCCUUCGCGGCUGCCCCAGAUCCGGCCCGGCCACCCCCCGGCCGCUCGCCGCCGCCCCCGCCCCCGCCGCCGCCCGAGCCCAGCCAGGGCCCGUGUGGGGACGAGGACUGCUUCUCGGGCGACGGCACCACCCCACUGGUGGCCCUGCCCACGCUGGCCCCCCAGGCCGAGGCGCGGCCCCUCAUCAAGGUGAAGCACCUGGGCCUGAACUCGGCCACGCUGACCGUGCAGCUGCCCAGCCCCUUCACCCGCAUGUACACACUGGAGCACCUCAACCACAGCCGCUCGGCCACGGUGUCCCGGCUGACCCGCGAGCAGGAGGACAUCCGGCUCACCGACCUGCACGCGCUGACCAACUACACCUACUGCGUGGUGUCCACCAGCGCCGGCCUGCGCCACAACCACACCUGCCUCACGCUCCACCUGGCCAAGCCGCCCGGGCCGCCAGCGCCCGUGCCUAGCCCGUCCACGGCCACCCACUACAUCAUGACUGUCCUGGGCUGCCUCUUCGGGAUGGUGCUGGUGCUGGGCGCCGUGUACCACUGCCUGCGGCGGCGGCGCCGCCAGGAGGAGAAGCACAAGGCGGCGGCCGCGGCGGCUGGCAGCCUCCAGAAGACCAUCAUCGAGCUCCGGUACGGGCCCGAGCUGGAGGCGCCCGGCCCGCUGCUGGGCCCCGAGGCCGUGACCCGCGUCCCCUACCUGCCCGCGGCCCCCAGCGACGUGGAGCCCUACAAGCUGGCCGAGGGCGGCGGGACCCCCCAGGCCGGCAAGGGCGACUACAUGGAGGUGCGGGCCGGGGAACAGCGGGACUGUGAGCUGGGCCGGCCGCGCCCCGAUGCCCAGGGCUCGGUGGCUGAGAUCUCCACCAUUGCCAAGGAGGUGGACAAGGUCAACCAGAUCAUCAACAACUGCAUCGACGCGCUCAAGGCCGAGUCCGGCUCCUUCCAGGGCGGCAAGGGGGGCGCCGUGGCCGAGCCCCUGGUGCUGCUGACUGAGCCCCUGGCCGCCAAGCACGGCUUCCUGGCGCCCGGCUACAAGGACGCCUUCGGCCACGGGCUGCCCCGGCACCACAGCAUGGAGGCGGCCGGCCCGCCGCGUGCUGCCACCCCGGCGGGGGGCUCCAUGCGCAGUCCCCGGGCCUUCCGUGCCGGGGCCGCGCCCCCCGAGGCCAAGUACAUCGAGAAGAGCUCGCCCGCCGCUGACCCCAUUCUCACUGUGACGUCCGCCGCCGCGGUGCUGCGCGCCGAGGCCGACAAGAGCCGCCAGUGUGCCGAGCACCGCCACUCUUACCCGGGCCCCCGCCCCGUUGGGUCGCCCGCGCCCCCUCCCCACGACAGCUUGGGAGGCGGCCGCAAGGCGUCCAUCUUGGAGCCCCUGACGCGGCCCCGGCCCCGCGACCUCGCCUACUCGCAGCUGUCCCCACAGUACCAGCACCUGAGCUACUCCUCCAGCCCCGAGUACCCCUGCCGGGCCCCCCAGAGCAUCUGGGAGCGCCUCAGACUGAGCCGCCGGCGGCACAAGGACGAGGAUGAGGGCGUGGCGGCCGGCCAUGCCCUGCGCAAGAAGGUGCAGUUCGCCAGGGACGAGGACCUGCACGACAUCCUGGACUAUUGGAAAGGGGUCUCGGCCCAGCACAAGGCCUGAGGCGGCGGCCUGCACAAACACGGCACACGCGCGGGCACGCGGACUCGGGGAGGGGGCGCCGAUGGGGACACAGCCAGGCCCGCGACGUGGGUGCCUGGAACACUGUUGCACACACGCGUACGCACACACACACGCACACAGGCCUGUGUGUACACACAGACACGUGCA